AUGAUUAAAACGGAAGAGCACAUGGAUGUGACGGUGGGCACGAUCGGUGAUGUGAGCGAGGAUCAGGGUCUCAUCAUCGGUGGGCAUAAUGUUCCGUCGAGCGCCGGUUACCACUAUCGGCCCCUCUCGUCGAACAUCGUGAUGGCUACGCCGCACAUAAUAGAGAAUCCGGCCCUUCAAGGGCUGCAGGACGAUCGGUCGAUGAUGAAUCAUCACUACCAUCACUACCACCCGCACGGGACGCACACGAUCGCUCAUCCGGCAGCAUCCCAACAACAUCACUCGCAGCAGCACCAGCAACACCACCAGCAGCAACAUCAUCACUGGGUCCCAACACCCAACCAGCACACGCAGCACCAGCAGCAGCAUGGGAUCGAUGUGAAGGACGAAAUGGAUGAGCGCCACUCGCCGUCGAUCGCAGUUUAUCAGACCGGCGGAGAGCUGAAACCGGAAGGGGACGGAGUCAAAAUACCCUCGAUGUACUACCCGUUCGAGAAGCUAUCCUCGUACUACAUCAACCACCGAUCGCCGUACCUGAUCUCGCAGGUGAACGACGAUCCGGUGGGCAGCGAGUCCGUCCUGGUGGAUGGAACAGCCCGUGGUCCGGCAAACGGAUACCUGCUGGAAAGCUCCAUCAACACCCUGAAGCUAACGGGCACGGGCAGCGAACCGCUCGGUGGGUCGAUGAUGGGUUACGGGGUGGUGCCCGUCUCGUCGGUGGAGCUCGUCGGGGGCACGAUGCAGGAACGGGCGCGCAGUAACGGUAGCAGUGCCAGCGGCACCAUUUCCCCGACUUCCUCGUCGGCGAUCGUUACCAAUCCGUACACGCACCAGCACCAGCACCACCAGCCAUCGACGGGCGAACGGCCACUCUGUGAGGUGGGAAGUGUCGGAACGUCCGUCGGUGGGGUCCACAUAACGGUCAAUCCACUCGCAGGACAUUCGGUGUCCAAAUCGGUGUCACCGGUGACUCCGCUCGGAUCGCCCGGCUCCAGUACGACUCCGACCCCGCCGGUCAGUGCGGGGGGCAGCGUGUGUGGCAAUGUCGCCAGCUCUUCCGGUGGUGUCAUUGCCCGGAAGGGCAGUAUCAGUGCCGUCGGGAGUGCGGCUGGCGGUGGCGGAGAGCAGCAGCUCAGUAGCACUACGCCCGAGGGCCAGAAGAAGGCCCACGGGGGCCGACGGCAGGAGAAACCGCAGCUCAGCUACAUCAACAUGAUCGUGAUGGCGAUCAAGGAUUCGCCCCAUCGGCGCCGCACGCUCAGCGAGAUCUACAAGUAUCUGCAGUCGAAGUACGAGUUCUUCAACGGCGAGUACAACGGCUGGAAGAACUCGGUUCGCCACAACCUCAGCCUGAACGAGUGCUUCAAGAAGCUCCCGAAGGAGUGCGGUAAACCGGGCAAGGGCCACUACUGGACGAUCGACUCGUCGGCCGAGUACAUGUUCGAGGACGAGGGCAGCCUGCGGCGGCGACCGCGCGGUUUCCGGCGCAAGCAGCAGCUGAAGGGCUACGCCACCGGCAGCGCCUUCUACACCGCCGGCAACACCGGCUACGAGAUCGCCGAGCUGGCCGGCGGAUACAUUACGGCGGCGCAACCGUACGGCGGCUACUCGGCCGACUACGCCAACAUUCCUCCACCGAUGGGUGGCGGUGGCGGUGGAGGUGGUGGUGUAGGAGGUGGCAAUGGCAGUGCUGGAGGCGGUGGUCCGGUGGCUCCCCAGGGAUCGCUCUAUCCGGAGCCUCCAUCCUCGACGUCCUCAUCGGUCAGCUCCUGGCACUAUCCGACGGGCGACACGCUCGGGCAGUACUCGAAGAUCACGCACACGUCCCUCCACGAGACACCGGGGUCGCCGGGACACGGCGCGGGAGGCCCUCAGACGGGGGGCACAGUGCUGGAGUAUGGAAACUAUACGUUCCCCGGUGCGACCCCGGCACCAACACCCUACGGGCUCGACAGUGGACUGAAAAUGGCAUCCCUCGGGCAGAUGGCACCACCCGUUCCGACAUCGGCGACGGGAUCGACCACUCCGGUUGGCACAUCGUCGGUCGGGUCUCCGUCGCUCGCUUCGCUGGUGAUAUCGAACCCGGAAGUGGAAGGUCCUGCGGCCACACCUCCGAGCGUUCUGGUUGAAGGCGACGGGGACUGCAAAGCGGCGACCGGCGGCGGCUACAACGUCAUUGGCGGCGGACUCGUCGGCCAUUCGAUGGUCAGUGCGCCCGGUGGGAAUCAUCAGCUGCAGCAGCAUAACCACCAUACGCACCAUCAUCCUACGCAUCCACACGCACACCACCAUCAUCACCUGCACGGAAAUCACCUGAAUCUGGCCGCCCCGUACUGA
Anopheles bellator is the source of this 2337-nucleotide messenger RNA. Its product is annotated as forkhead box protein D2. Gene Ontology annotation, biological process: animal organ morphogenesis; regulation of transcription by RNA polymerase II. The coding region runs from base 1 to 2337 and encodes 778 amino acids. Gene Ontology annotation, molecular function: DNA-binding transcription factor activity, RNA polymerase II-specific; RNA polymerase II cis-regulatory region sequence-specific DNA binding. Gene Ontology annotation, cellular component: nucleus. Lineage: Eukaryota; Metazoa; Arthropoda; Insecta; Diptera; Culicidae. The transcript has 5 exons. The record is from RefSeq and is a predicted model, not a curated record.